UCGAUUUGGAUUGAUCGUCGGUAAAUAAGAUAUGGCGCUAGGGACCCGAAGAGCAUCUGUCAAGAAAUUGGAAGCCUUUUGAUGAAGAGAAGUGCCAUUCAUGAAAGAACUCCAAGAAUAUUUUUAUACAUAAUUUCAAAUGCUCUGGUAUAUAGCCUUGGAAAUGUGUUCACCAGAUGAUGGAAAUUGAGACUUUUUCAUGCCUACGAAGUCCAGAAAGUUUACCAGCUAAUCAUAGUCCCUCAUUAGAAUCUCGCUGCCAUACCAACAUGAUUGUCGAUCUUCAGUCACAAAGUCCAUGUAAUGUGCCGUCCGAUCCUUCAGUGCAUUCAUCUCCUCAUGAUUACAAAUCCUUGCCUAGGGAGAGUGGCAAAUCGCCCUCCCCCCAUGAAUACAAACUUCUGCUGCCGGAAGGGGCAAUCACUCCCAGUCCAGAAAACCCACCCACAAUUGAUUAUUCAGACAUACCAAAGGAGAGCUCGUACACUGGACAAUCAAGCCCCCACUCCAGCCCACCCAACCUGAGCCCAGAAACCAUGGGAAGUGAAACUCCAGAGCGAGAAUGCAGUCCAGGGGCCUCUCCAAGUCAGUCUCCUGAUAAGCACCGAUCUAGACGCAAGCCGACACUGGAGGACAUAGUUAGGCGCAUUGGACAUGUGGAAAACAGUGAGGAGAGUGACUUGGAGGGAGAGGAUGAGCCUAGGACUGGUCUGAUGAUAGACAUGAGGAGUGCUGAGGAGAGGGAAGAAAUGCUGAGGGAGUAUGGGGAGGAUGAAGUGGAUGGGGCUCCUCCAAGAGAAUCAGUCAUAGCUAGCAUGAGGGAGCAGGGGCUUUCCAAUGGACUAGAAUUGUCCACUAAAAGUGAAAUCCCAAAUAAGAUGAUAUCAACGGAGGAAGAAUCCAUGCUCUCAGAAAGCAGUGAGAGAGAAGUGUCUAAAUCUACAGAGUUGCCAAAGGAGAAGUCCAGCGAAUAUUUAAAGCUCGAAGAGGAUCGUGCUGCACAACUUGCACAAAUGUCUGCUCUAGCUGACAGCUUAACCAAGCCCUCAGAGCUCACUGGAACACCCAAAAUGAAUGGAGGAUGGUUUCCUGGACCAUUUGCAAGUCUUCCUAUUUUUCCAUUCCAACAAUCACCUAUGGAACAUCAUUUGGCUCCCAGCCUGUUUCCUUUUAUGGAUGGGAAGUUCCCGUCACCUCAAGAAGUGGAGAAGGAUUACUUGAAGUGUCAGUUCUGUGAGAGAACAUUUCGCCGACAAAAGAAUCUGGAAAACCACAUAGAGAAUACACACCAAGGAAAGACGCCAACACGACGCAAAACAGAAAAUGGCAGCAGUGAUAUGUACUUCAAGUGCACCCACUGUCCCUAUACCACCAAACACCAAAGCAAUCUCUAUGUUCAUCUCAGGAUACACACCGGAGAAAGACCCUACAUUUGUGGUGCCUGUGGAGUACAGUACAGCCAAAGUCAUAGUCUGAAAAGCCACAUCAUCAACAAACAUGAUGGCAUCAUGUCAUAUUACAUAAAGGAGAAAAGAAACCGUUCUCCACGAGGAAUGGGCUACCUCCAGCACGUGGUUCCUGAUGUUUUUAACUCCUCUAGUGCACCUACCAUGGUCCCACCCCCCAGUCUCAGUCAGAGUCAGGGUCCCCUCCCACCGAGUUCCACACCCCUGCAGAUCCACCCCUCUCUUCUGAUGCCUCAGAAUCCAAUGCUUCCCCCACAGCCCAUGCUGUCUCCAAAGGGUAUGCCCCAACUGUCUCCACAGAUAAACAAGUCACCUCAUCUAUCACCAAUGUCCAAACAACAGCAGCAGCAUCCAUUCCACAUGUCCCCACAGACCCCUCAUCGCCCGCAUUUCCAGCCACCCUUGAAAUCUAGUCCCAAUCACUUCAUUAAUGGUCACACAUCCCCCAUCUUCAAUCACAACAAUAAUAUUCUAAACAAGCCUCAGAUGUUUGAACAAAGCCAACCCUUACCUUUGGUCAAGAACCAGCCAACUCCACUGAAGGAAAUUAGUAACAACUGUGGAAAUACCCAGAGAGAUGGGGAAAAUGGUGCUAUAGAUUUGAGCAAAAAGCCAAGCAACACUAAGGAUCCAAUGACUAAGAAUGAGGCUGAUCAAUUGCUAAAGGUCAUGGUUAAUGGUGGUUCUUGUGAAAAUUGCAACCAUGAAACCAAACUGAGGUUGUUGCGCCAGAAUGUGGUCCGGAUGCUGAAUAUAUUGGUCCCCAACCUUAAUUUUGAGGAGAAGGGAAUUAGUGCAGAAGGGGAUUCUGUUGAUGAACUGUUACAUGAUGUCAUUGAAAGCAAUAUGCAAGACGAUGAAAUGGUCGAGUAAUUCCUCCUUUGAUUCUGUUCCAUAAAAUGGCAUAUGUUUCUAGUGAGCUCUUAUGAGGCAUUUAAAUAGUUACAAAUAAUAAGGAAGAUCUGUCUCAGAAGAUUCCAAAGCAUUACUUAUCACAGUGACAGUCAUUUUCUUCUCUCAAGUGCUGUGUGCAAUACCACAAUCUUUUUCCAUGUCAUCUUAGAAACAUAUCAUGAGGGACCCAACUUCUCUCAAAAACCAAUUAAACAUGAGCAGGCAGCGACUGCUUGGCAGAAACUCUCAUCAAUGUUGUCUUCAUCCCAUCGUUUGGUCCAAGACCACUCUCUCCAUCUCACCAUUCAUAAAACAAACUGUGCAUUUUUACUAGUGAGGUUUCCUCCCAAGAGACAAAGUUUUAUAUUUAUACAAGGAGGCAAAAAGGUCCAUAGAACCAAAGAGGAUUAUUUUAACUUUUAUUAUAUAUAUAUAUCAAUAUUGUGUUGUGCAGAUGUGUCAUAUUAUUAAGAAAAAAAAGUUUCUUUAGAAACUUGCAAUUUGCCAUUUAACACUGUUUAGAUGUUGCAUCUUAAAAUUUUUGGGGGAACAUCCACACAGUGAUUCUAUCCAUAUCUUAUUUGCUUUAUUUAUUAAUGAUAUUUACUAAUUUUUGCCAUAUUAUUAUUUUUUUCUUAUUGCCCUCAAAGAUCCAAGAACAUUUUACAUUACAUUAUGUGUUCAGAAUCAACAAAUUGCA
Molecule: messenger RNA, 3060 nt
Organism: Saccostrea cuccullata (small rock oyster)
Lineage: Eukaryota; Metazoa; Mollusca; Bivalvia; Ostreida; Ostreidae
Product: myoneurin-like
Exons: 4
Coding region: 177-2339 (720 amino acids)
Biological process (GO): regulation of transcription by RNA polymerase II
Cellular component (GO): nucleus
Molecular function (GO): DNA-binding transcription factor activity, RNA polymerase II-specific; RNA polymerase II cis-regulatory region sequence-specific DNA binding
Source: RefSeq, a predicted model, not a curated record